GCAUAACUUUACGCGUAAGCAUAGACCAGUGCUUAGAAGAAAUGACGCUUGCAUUAAAGAAUGAUUGUCCUCACCGUACGACUAUAUUCAGGUUGUACAGAGAAUUCCAAAGACACAAUUUCACUCUGGAGGUCGCUGAGACGGAAGGAAGGCCGCAAACGUCAGUAACAGAGGAAAACAUUACUGCUGUGAGGAAAAUGCUUGACGAAGGCCGGAGAAUGACAAACCAACAGAUAGAGGAGAUCUUACACCUCUAUGCACCAGCAAUUCAUUCAAUUCUGCAUGACCAUUUACACGUAAGGAAACUUUGUUCUCUCUGGGUACCGCAUAGUCUGACGAAAAAGCAGAAGACUCGUCGUAGGACUUAGUGCCGAAAGAUGUUGAAAAUGUUUGAUAGCAGCUAUCUCGGUAUGUGAACAGCUUGGCUCUAUUAUUACGAUGUGCC
Molecule: messenger RNA, 445 nt
Organism: Acanthoscelides obtectus
Lineage: Eukaryota; Metazoa; Arthropoda; Insecta; Coleoptera; Chrysomelidae
Source: the annotation of a GenBank genome assembly